Messenger RNA from Phoenix dactylifera (date palm), 583 nucleotides. NCBI's taxonomy places the organism in Eukaryota, Viridiplantae, Streptophyta, Magnoliopsida, Arecales, Arecaceae. The record is from RefSeq and is a predicted model, not a curated record.
ACACAAUAUGAAUCCAGCUGAAUGGUGGGUGCAUUUUGGCGGAUCCGCGAGAAAUCUAAAGCGGAUAGCUAUCCGGAUCCUCUCCCAAACAGUCUCCUCUAGUGGAUGUGAGCGCAAUUGGUCCACCUUCGUCCUUAUCCAUAGCAAACAAAGAAACCGUUUGAUGCAAAAGCGCCUCAACGACCUUAUUUAUGUGCAUUACAAUUUGCGGUUGAGGCUAAAGUGCAUCCAGGAGGAAGUGGAGCUCAAGUAUACAAAUCCGAUUUACGGAUCCUUCACCGCUGAUGACGAUGAUCCACUACUCGGCUGGCUUGUAGGCCAGCAGCAGGAGCCCGAGCUUGACGAGCCAGGAUCGCCUCCACAACCAGCUACCUUCAUAGCCACCGAACUGGGGUCGAUCCAGAGCAAUGGGCUGAGCGCAAUAUUCCACGCACUUUCAGAGCUGAUCAACCGCAGAACAAUUCUUGUGGGAAGUAUUUUUUAUGGUGUUUUUGUCAACCGGAUUAUAAAGAAAAUUUUGCAACCCAUGGAUGCAAAAACUGGACAGAGUAAUUUGGAUGAGUCUAGCUAUGACCAAAUGUAG